Molecule: messenger RNA, 3629 nt
Organism: Triplophysa rosa
Lineage: Eukaryota; Metazoa; Chordata; Actinopteri; Cypriniformes; Nemacheilidae
Gene: eps15l1b
Product: epidermal growth factor receptor pathway substrate 15-like 1b
Exons: 24
Coding region: 39-2669 (876 amino acids)
Biological process (GO): endocytosis; endosomal transport
Cellular component (GO): cytoplasm; plasma membrane; clathrin coat of coated pit
Molecular function (GO): cadherin binding; calcium ion binding
Source: RefSeq, a predicted model, not a curated record
AGAAACAGUUCUGCGCGCGUCCUCGUGAAAGAGGAAAUAUGGCGGCGCUCACGCCUCUUAGUCAGUUACCAAGUGGAAAUGCUUCAUAUGAGAACUUCUACAGACAGGUUGAUCCUGGAAACACAGGGAAGGUUGACGCUGCGGAGGCCGCUCAGUUCUUGAAGAAAUCAGGACUUUCAGACAGCACGCUUGGUCAGAUUUGGGACUUAUCAGAUCCAGAGAGAAAAGGUUACCUUGAUAAACGGGGUUUCUUCAAUGCUUUGAGGCUGGUGGCGGCAGCUCAAGGUGGAAGUGAGGUCAAUCUGAACAGUUUGAACAGAAACGUCUCAUCACCUGUUCCUACAUUUAGAGAUGCUGGCAGUCCUUCUCUAAACACCACAACAUCUGCUGGUGACUCCAGCUGGGCAGUAAAGCUGGAAGAUAAAGCAAAGUAUGAUGGGAUAUUUGAAAGCCUCUCUCCGGUUGGUGGGCUGCUGUCGGGUGAUAAAGUUAAACCGGUUCUCAUGAACUCAAACCUGCCUCUCGAUGUGCUUGGAAGGAUUUGGGAUCUCAGUGAUAUUGACAGAGAUGGACACUUGGAUAAAGAUGAGUUUGCUGUGGUGAUGCGCCUGGUAUAUGCAGCCAGAGAGAAGGAGCCUGUGCCAUCCGCCCUCCCUCCAUCCCUAAUCCCUCCAUCCAAACGGAAAAAGAUUUCGGGCGCCCUCCCGGGAUCGGUUCCUGUUCUUCCCUCCAGUCCGUUCCUCCUGAAGGAGAGCCUGCGGCCCGUGCCGACCCUCGCCAUCAAUCCGCUCAUCAAUCUCUCUCCAUCAAACUCAUUCAAGAGCUCCACCCCAACACCACCCCUGCAGCCGCAAACGCACACACAGGCCUCCUCUGAGCACUGGGUGGUGCCGGCGGAUGACAGAGAUCAAUAUGAGGAGAUCUUUGACUUGGCAGACUCUGACUUUGAUGGUCUGGUUGGAGGAGGUGAGGUGAAGGACAUCUUCAUUAACUCUGGCCUGCCACAGAGCGUCCUGGCACACAUAUGGUCUCUGGCUGACACUAAGAGCGCAGGCAAACUCACUAAAGAGCAGUUCUGCCUAGCUAUGUUUCUCAUUCAUGAGAAGGUGAAAGGAGUGGAUCCUCCUCGGAGUCUGACCCCUGACAUGAUCCCACCUUCAGAGAGAGGAACUGCCAGCACACCUGUUCUGUCUGGAUUCAAAUCAUCUGGAUCUGAAUUGGCUCCGUUUACCAGUUUGAACAGGGACAGCGGCUCUUCUGCUGGCUUGGUUGAGCUGACAGGAAUCAAGGAUCUCGAUGACAUCGGCAAGCAGAUCUCACAGCUGCAAAGUGAAAAACGCACUUUAGAGGCUGAAAUAAGGCAGAAGGAGGAUGGUCUGCGACAGAAGAACAGUGAAGUCCAGGAGGUGCAGAGAGAACUGGAGCGUGAGAACGUCGGCAUUCAGGAUAUGGAGCACCAGAAGCGAGACGCUCAGGAUCGACUCCAUGACAUGAAACAGCAGAGAUCCAAACUGGAGAGCACACUAGACGAGACCAAGAGCAAAUGGCAAGAGGAAAAUGCCAAGAUCUCAUCUCUGCAGGCUCAGAUCUCAUCUCAGGAGUCUGAUGUGCAGAUGCAGGAGAAGGAGGUGAACCGAACGAAGAUGGACCUCUACUGUAUGGAGCAGGAGGAGAAACGGCUGGAGGGCGGUCUGCAUGCUGGCAAAACCAAACUAGACAGCAUCAUCAAACUUCUGAAAACAUCACAGGACGAGAUGGACCAGACACGCGGCGAGCUCAGCGAGAUUCAGGAGGCACAACAAGAACUCAAUAAAAUCAUCGAACGCUGCACCAAAGCUCUCAACGAAGGUGUGACUAGUCUGGCCGAGCUAGACCAACUGAUCGCUGAGGAAAGCUCCAGUACAGAUGAUAAGGAGUCGUCUCUGGUUAAGUCCAGGAUGGCCAUGUUUAACAGCAGCGCCUCUCAAAACCUGAACACAGACCCAUUCCAGAGUGAAGACCCCUUCAAAAGUGACCCCUUCAGUAAAGCUGAUCCGUUUGGAGGAGAUCCGUUCCAGCAGAGCGUCCCGUUCAACGAUCCGUUCACAAACUCGGAUCCGUUUGCUGAAAGAUCCCCAAGCAACUUCAAGGCCAUCUCCUUCAGAAGAAACAGCAGCCAGACGUCUGUGAGUCCCAAACCUAAAGACUCAGAUCCAUUCGCUGCAUCAGACCCAUUCAGCAGCAACACGUUCAGAGGGAAAGGCGGCUUUGCAGACUUUUCUCACAUGUCAAAGGGCUCAAGCUUGGAGCCGAUAGGUCGAAAGCCGACGUACCCUCUGCCACCUCCAAAAAAACCCGGACCACAGAGACCAGCGCCACCCCCUUACGGAAAGACUUCAGCUGUUACGGGUCCAGUCGCUCAUAGUCGACCGUUUGGUGGUCCGACCACUCAAAACACGCAUGCGGGCCGAGGAUCCAUGUCCUCGUCCACAUCGGUUGGGUCUACGGUUAACCCGUCUUCAGCGCUUAAAGACUUUAGAUCUUUCGGAAGUGAACCGCAGCAGCUCGAGUGGGCCAAGCGAGAGAGUCAGAAAGAAGAGGCGGAGCGUAUCCGGAUGCUCCGCCUACAGGAACAGCAGGACCUGGAGUUGGCUCUCGCCCUGAGUCGAGCUGAUAUGCCCAGAACAUGAAGGACCUUUAAUGAGCCGACAUACCAAAUCAGAUUCGAUAUACCUCAAGCCCUUCUGCACGUCCCUCAGGUUUGCCUCACUCAUCAUGAUGUCAUUCAAGCAAACACCAAUCAGCACUCAAUAGACUCAAAAAUACUCUGAACCUGAACGUGACGUCUAAACACAUUCAUUCCCCAGAACAAAACUCGCCACCAGAAGCUGAAAUGAAUUCAUAUUUUACUGCUGUCAGUCCUCUGUUUUCGUAUCUUUAGCUUCUGGAUUAUGAUUUAGUUUGCUAUAAUCUCCUGAAUCAGUUCAUGAAGCUGCAUUUUUUUCUGUAGUUUCAGGUAGAUGACACUAAACCACACAAACCACUGUUUUGAAAGGUCUCUGUACUGACACUGCUUCACAGUUUAACUCUUCAACCAAAUUCAUCUUUGUUUGUGUUCUUAAAUAGUUUGGAAAGCAUAUUUUAUCAAGAAACAAAACCUUAAACUGUGUAUUGUUUUGUUAUGCAUUCAUAUAUUUAUUGCUUUUGCGAACAAUACUGAACAAUGAUUUGUAGGAUAUGGAUUGUUUAUGUGAUAAAUUUGGGUGUUCGUUUUGAUUUUCCUUUUACCAUGUGAAGAUUAUAUUGAACUUUAAUGAUUUAUGUGUUUGUUUCAUUUCCCUGUUGGAAAGGUCAGAAUUUUAAAAGUUUUAUUAAAUGUCACACAUAUUUAUCUGAAUUCAGUAGAUGUUUUUUCUUUUCAUUUUGGGGUGAAAUAUUAAGUUAUAUUGAUAGUCAAAAACAGUAAUGGGUUUUGCAUAAAGAAAAUGAAGACAAUUAAGCACAUUCCUUUAGUUAUUUAUUUUUUGUUGUAAUGUGUUUUUAUUGUAAAGUUCUUAUACUAGUGUUUUUACGCUCAUUUUUAUGUUCUGUCUGGACAGACGUAUUCCUCGUACUAAAUGACAUUCGAGUAAUAAAUAUUUUGAAGGGGA